CACCAGGAGACGGAGGAGCCCGAAGACAGACAUCAGCAGCGACAGCGACGAGAGAAACCGAAACUGCGACCACCAAAGGCCGGCAGCAAAUCAGACCUAGCCGGUGACCAGCAAACAGCGGCGGACUCUGGUGGUGGGGGUGGACGACCGUGGGGGGCAAAUCAGCGAGCAGGACCCAAUUUCUACGGUGAUGGUGGUGGUGGUGGCGGUAGAUUCUCAAAUGAUGCCGGCGAUACCGGUGGUGGUGGUGCUGACGAGGGCAGUGGCGGAGGGGGUGGUUACCCGGAACACCCUCGAGGACGUGGCCGUUUCACCACUUCCCGGGGACGCCGGGGUGGUGGUGUACGACCUCAGCAUCCUCCUCCUGAAUUCGCAUCUAGGCAUGCACUUUCCUCAGCCUUCAGUGGAUAG
Messenger RNA from Dibothriocephalus latus, 411 nucleotides. NCBI's taxonomy places the organism in Eukaryota, Metazoa, Platyhelminthes, Cestoda, Diphyllobothriidea, Diphyllobothriidae. The record is from the annotation of a GenBank genome assembly.